AUGACCUGGAAGGACAUCGCGCCUGUGCCUACGGCACAGGAAUUCAUUGAUAUCAUCCUCUCGCGGACGCAGAGGCGAUUGCCAACCCAGAUUAGCAGAAUCCGAGCCUUCUACACCCGCAAGGUCAAAUUCACGCAGGAAACAUGUAGCGAAAAGUUUGGCGCCAUCGUCGCCAGCUUCCCUAUCCUCACCGACCAGCACCCCUUCCACCGCGACUUGAUGAACAUCCUUUAUGAUGCCGACCAUUUCAAGGUGGCCCUUGGCCAGGUCUCGACGGCGAAGCACCUGAUUGAGACGAUUUCCCGGGACUAUGUCCGCCUCCUGAAGUACUCGCAAAGUUUGUUCCAGUGCAAGCAACUCAAGAGGGCCGCUCUUGGUCGUAUGGCGACUCUCAUCAAGCGGUUAAAAGACCCCCUUCAAUACCUCGACCAGGUUCGCCAGCAUUUGGCCAGGUUACCCGAUAUCAACCCGACGACACGCACUCUCCUUGUUGCCGGUUUCCCGAACGUCGGCAAGAGCUCUUUCGUCCGCUCAGUAACUCGCGCGGAUACCCCCGUUGAGCCUUACGCUUUCUUCGUCGGGCAUCUGGACUACAAAUAUCUUCGGUACCAAGUAAUAGACACCCCCGGAAUUCUCGACCACCCAUUGGAAGAGAUGAACACGAUUGAAAUGCAGAGUGUCACAGCUCUUGCCCAUCUCAGAGCCGCCGUCCUCUUCUUCAUCGAUAUCAGCGAGCAAUGUGGCUACUCACUUAAGGCCCAGUGCAACCUCUUCAAGUCCAUUAAGCCCCUUUUCGCCAACAAGAUGGUGUUUGUCGUUCUGAACAAGAUGGAUAUCAAGACCUUUGAGGAUCUAGAGCCGGAAAUGCAGACCGAGCUGGAGGACUUGACAAAGUCGGGCGACGUAGAACUGUUGCGCGCUUCGUGCGCUACGCAGGAUGGCGUACAGGAUGUCAAGAACCUGGUGUGUGAGCGGCUACUCGCUGAGCGGGUGUCCCAGAAGCUCAAGGCCGGUACUGCAAGCAACGGUACUCUCGGAUCUCGUCUCACUGAGGUCAUGGCUCGUAUUCACGUUGCCCAGCCGAUGGACGGUAUCACAAAAGAGACGUUUAUCCCGGAUGCCGUCAAAAAUCUCAAGAAGUACGACAAAAACGAUCCCGAGAGGAGACUCCUGGCAAGGGAUGAGGAGGAGGCGAAUGGUGGUGCUGGUGUCUUCAACGUCGACCUGCGCAAAGAUUAUAUUCUCGCCGACCCGUCGUGGAAGCACGAUAGGAUCCCAGAAAUCCUCGAUGGCAAGAACGUCUACGAUUACGUCGACCCAGAUAUCGAAUCGAAGCUGGCGGCACUCGAGGAGGAGGAGGAGAGGCUGGAGAAGGAAGGCUUCUACGAAUCUGACGAGGACCUUGGCGAUGAGUCCGAGGAGGAGGUCUUGCAGAAGGCCGAAUACAUCCGCGAGAAGCACAAGCUCAUCCGCAAUGAGGCGCAAAUGCGCAAGUCGCUCAAGAACCGGGCCUUGAUCCCGCGGAAGGCCCAGAAGAAGCCCUUCUCCCAGCUCGAGGACCACCUCGACCAGCUCGGCGUCGACACCGAGUCGAUUGGCCUGCGGGCACGGGCCGAGGUGCAGGAGACGCGCGGGCGGUCACUCGCGCGCAGCCGCACCGGUACCGUCGACCCGGACGCCAUGGAUGUCGACAACGGGCCCUCGGCCAAGGAGCGCCUGCGCUCCAAGAGCCGCGUCCGCGACCGCUCCGUCAUGGCCACAAACCGCCGCGACGACGGUGUGGUGGACGAGGUAGCGCGCACCAAGGCCGAACGCGUGGCCAAACUCGGACAGCGCAAGAUGAACCGCAUGGCGCGCCAGGGCGAGGCCGACAGGCAUAUCGGCGCGGCGAUGCCGAAGCACUUGGCUAGCUAA
This is a messenger RNA of Chaetomium globosum CBS 148.51, 1914 nucleotides long. RefSeq lists its product as uncharacterized. Gene Ontology annotation, cellular component: nucleolus. NCBI's taxonomy places the organism in Eukaryota, Fungi, Ascomycota, Sordariomycetes, Sordariales, Chaetomiaceae. The record is from RefSeq and is a predicted model, not a curated record. The transcript has 12 exons. Gene Ontology annotation, biological process: ribosomal large subunit biogenesis. Gene Ontology annotation, molecular function: RNA binding; GTPase activity; GTP binding. The coding region runs from base 1 to 1914 and encodes 637 amino acids.